Molecule: messenger RNA, 1468 nt
Organism: Impatiens glandulifera
Lineage: Eukaryota; Viridiplantae; Streptophyta; Magnoliopsida; Ericales; Balsaminaceae
Product: ribosomal RNA small subunit methyltransferase, chloroplastic
Exons: 10
Coding region: 23-1072 (349 amino acids)
Biological process (GO): rRNA methylation
Cellular component (GO): mitochondrial matrix
Molecular function (GO): rRNA (adenine-N6,N6-)-dimethyltransferase activity
Source: RefSeq, a predicted model, not a curated record
ACAAUCCUUUCUUCCCCAAAGAAUGACUGAUAAAUUAGCUCUAUCAAAUUUCUUCCCCAUGGCUACCACUGUUUCUCCCUCGCAAAAUCUCCUUCCAAUUUCUUCACUUUCCAUUCACAGAAGAAUCGUAUCCAAGCAAUCUCCUUUCGCCGAGAAUGGUAACAAGAGAAGAACAACAAUCCCCAAAACAAUCACAAACGAAGACGAUUACCACGCCACUCUCAAAGCUUUAAAUUCCAGAGGUCGUUUCCCUCGCAAAUCUCUAGGACAGCAUUACAUGUUGAAUUCGUCGGUCAAUGAACAGUUGGCUGCAGCUGCUUGUGUUAAAGAAGGUGAUUUUGUUCUUGAAAUUGGACCGGGAACUGGUUCUUUAACUAAUGUUCUAGUUAAUGCUGGUGCAAGUGUUCUCGCAAUUGAGAAGGAUCCUCAUAUGGCUGCACUGAUUAGAGAAAGAUUUGAAAUUGCAAACUGUGUAAAGGUUUUGCAAGAAGAUUUUACUAAAUGUCAUAUUCGAUCCCAUAUGACUUCAUUUUUGGAAUGUGAAAACUCGUCUGAUGAGGAAACUCAGUAUGCUAAAGUUGUUGCCAACAUACCUUUCAAUAUAAGCACAGAUGUAGUCAAACAAUUACUUCCAAUGGGUGAUAUCUUCUCUGAAGUGGUUCUCUUACUUCAGGACGAAACAGCUUCACGCAUGGUUGAACCUUCUUUGAAUAACUCUGAAUAUCGACCUAUCAAUAUAUUCAUCAAUUUUUAUUCAGAUCCUGAAUUCAAGUUGAAGGUUCCCAGAACAAAUUUUUUCCCUCAACCAAAUGUUGAUGCAGCAAUUGUAGCAUUUAAGCUGAAGAAAACUGCUGAUUAUCCACAAGUUCUAUCUGUCAAAAGCUUCUUUUCCACUGUCAAUUCAGCAUUCAAUGGCAAAAGGAAGAUGUUAAGAAGAUCACUCCAACACAUAUCCACGCCUAUUGAGAUCGAAGCUGCGUUAGAAACUCUCGGUCUUCCACAUACAUCUAGGCCAGAGGAACUCACAUUAGAUGAUUUUGUGAGGUUGCACAAUUUGAUUACAAAACCAUAAAUUUCUCGUAAACAUAAAAAAAAAAAGUCUAUAAGCUGGGCAGAUAGAAUGCUUAACCGGGACAUGAUGAUCUGUUUCAUUGUUGCAUCAAUCUCCUUCAACUGAUACAUUAUCCAGAAGAGCUUCAUUGAACAAAGACUAUCAAAGGUUCAAAACAACAUUUAUAAUGCAUUAUCAAGAAGAGCAUUCAGUUUCCUGCCAAAGAUUCGACCCGAGGGAUGUUUUCCCAUCGACCCAUCAGUAUUACCCUCAACAACAGAUGUGGCCAAGAUUUGUAGCUUUUGUUAUUAUACUUUGCAAUAAUGUGAUAUGAACUUUUGAUAUUGAUUUAGAUGAGAUAAUGUUCUAUAACAUAGUUUAAUUAUGUUGAUUUAGAUAUAUAUUUAUAAAUUUGUU